Messenger RNA from Lolium rigidum, 1404 nucleotides. RefSeq names its product chitinase CLP-like. The coding region runs from base 1 to 1365 and encodes 454 amino acids. Gene Ontology annotation, biological process: proteolysis. The record is from RefSeq and is a predicted model, not a curated record. Lineage: Eukaryota; Viridiplantae; Streptophyta; Magnoliopsida; Poales; Poaceae. Gene Ontology annotation, molecular function: aspartic-type endopeptidase activity. The transcript has 2 exons.
AUGUCUGCUCAAGCCAAGCCUAGCCACAACCCUCAUACGAACUAUGUGUUCCACCGUGCCAUCCUCUCGUCACUCGUCUUGCUGCUGUCAUGCUCAUGCACGGCGGCGAACAGUGACCGGCAACCACCAAUGAUCUCAAAGAUCGCAAAGGACCCCGUCACCUCCCUCUACACCAUCUCCAUCAAGGCCGAUCAGUCGCCGCUCGUCGUCGACCUCGCCGGCUCGCUCGUUUGGUCGACGUGUCCGCCGUCAGCAGCGGCGCACAGCACCGUUCAGUGCGACUCCGCCACCUGCGCCAUGGCCAAAGAGCAGUCCCCGCCUCGCUGCCGGUGCGUGGGCGGCGGCCGGUUCUGGGAAAACCGGCAGCCGGGGUCGACGGAGUGCGCGUGCACCGUCCACCCGAUCAACCCGGUCACUGGCGAGUGCUCCACCGGCGACCUCACGAGCCUCGCCAUGUCGGCCAACACCACCAACGGGACCAUGGAGCUGCGUCCGGAGGAGUCCUUUGCGGUCCUCGGAGCGUGCGCACCGAGCCGCCUGCUGACGUCGCUCCCCGUGGGCGCCACCGGCGUCGCGGGGCUCUCCCGCGGGCCGCUGUCGCUACCGUCGCAGCUCGCCGCGCAGCGCUGUUUCGGUAACAAGUUCGCGCUGUGCCUCCCCGACUUCGCGACCUUCGGCGACACGCCGGUGUACCUGUCGGUGCCGGACCCUCGGAUCUACAUGGACUACACGACAGCCAUUCCAUACACCCCGCUCGUCACCAACCCGGCGAACACCGGCGGGCACUACAUCCCUGUGAAGGGCAUCUCCGUGUCGUGGCACGCGGCAGACGCUGCGGCGGCCCUGCCCCGCGGCGCGCUCGACAUCAACGUCCACACCGGCCGCGGCGGCGUCGUGCUCAGCACCGCCACGCCGUACACGAUCAUGCGGCCCGACGUGUUCCGCGCCUUUGCCAUAGCCUUCGACGACGCCAUAAUGAGAGGGAAGAUUCCGAUGACCCCCAUGCGGAGGGAGCAGGCAACGGAGCCGUUCGAGCUGUGCUACUACGGCGCGUUCCCGAUGCUGAAGCGGAGCGGCUUCGACAUGCCGUACAUCAAGCUUGAGCUGGGCAACGGCGCCACGCGGAACUGGACUCUGUUCAACAGCAACUACAUGGUGCAGGUUGAAGGGGCAAUGUGUGUCGGGAUACUGCCGAUGGGGCCACGCGGCAUGCCGGUGGCCGGCGAGCCGGCGGUGGUGAUCGGCGGGAAGCAGCUGGAGGACAACCUGCUGGUGUUCGACCUGGAGAAGCAGCGGCUCGGGUUCAGCAUGCUGCUCCCCUACCAGUUGUCCAGUUGCAGAAGCAGCAAUUUCUUCAGAAACUGAACAUCGUUGCACUUGACGGCCGCCGGCUCCAUGGCAUUA